UAUAUGUAUCUAAAUAGGAUUUACAAAAAAGUCACCGAUCGACUUCGGGGAAUUUCUGGGAAACCACCUGCUUUCACCACCAUGCCAUAUCUUCACCGCCGGAGCUUCAUCACAGAUAAUAUAACUCGAUUGAGUAACAAGGGACUCAUCGAAUCCGCUAAGACGCAGCAAUAGAUUCAGUACAGCAUCAUGGCAUCUGCACGAUUCACAAAAGCUCUAGAGGGGACCGCCGUACUAUCCGGGUCAUUCCUAUCCGGUUCCAUGAUGACGAUCUCUCUAAUAUCAAUCCCCGUUGCACUCGAAACAGCAGCAGAGCCCUCCCAUCUCUUGCACCUGUGGACGUGCAUGUUCCACUACGGCCACCGUCUCCAUCCCACGAUAGCUGCCUUGACGUCUACACUCUACGGCUGCUGCGCGUUACGUCGAAGAGGAGCGAAUAAGUCCUGGGCUGCCUUUGCUUGGGCUGGCCUGCUAACAAUGUCCAUAUCCCCGUUUACGUGGCUGUUCUUACUGCCUACCAACAAAGUGAUCACGAAUCUGGUACAUGGGAGUCAGGGUGCGGGAGCUAUUGAAAUGGAGGAUGCUAGGCGGUUGGUUAUCAAGUGGAGCUGGAUGCAUCUUGUGAGAAGCAUUUUUCCGUUGGUUGGGGGGAUUAUUGCUAUGAAUCGGUUACCAUAGAUAUCUACCAGUGGGUGUUGGAAGGAAGGGAACCGGGAGUUCUAUCUAAGGUGUAUAGAGAAAGGUAUGUUUGUCAAUGCAUGGCGAAGUAUAUCUGUAUAUGUUAGUUCUAAGUCGCUUCGAAUAUACUUCCGUU
Molecule: messenger RNA, 814 nt
Organism: Aspergillus versicolor CBS 583.65
Lineage: Eukaryota; Fungi; Ascomycota; Eurotiomycetes; Eurotiales; Aspergillaceae
Product: DUF1772 domain-containing protein
Exons: 2
Coding region: 190-678 (162 amino acids)
Source: RefSeq, a predicted model, not a curated record